Molecule: messenger RNA, 2047 nt
Organism: Oncorhynchus masou masou (cherry salmon)
Lineage: Eukaryota; Metazoa; Chordata; Actinopteri; Salmoniformes; Salmonidae
Product: CCN family member 3-like
Exons: 5
Coding region: 64-1107 (347 amino acids)
Biological process (GO): signal transduction; cell adhesion
Cellular component (GO): extracellular region; extracellular matrix
Molecular function (GO): integrin binding; heparin binding
Source: RefSeq, a predicted model, not a curated record
UUCAGCAAGAUACAAAAGGAAGGAAAAGUCUGCAAAGAGAAAACUACCUUUCACUGAAUCAGGAUGUCUAAGCUUGCAGAGAGAACCCUUUUCCUUUUCUACAUUUCAACACAGAUUUGCUCCCAGAUCUUGGCGCUGGUGUGUCAGACAAGGUGCCUCUGUCCGCAGGAGCCUCCGCUGUGCGCCCCCGGGGUCCAGUUGAUUCUGGAUGACUGCGCAUGCUGUCUGGUCUGUGCGAGGCAGAAAGGAGAGGCGUGCUCAGAAAGAAGACCCUGUGAUACACACAGGGGUCUGAGCUGCGACUACACGGCCGAUGUACACCACAGGACAGGGGUCUGUGUCGCACAUGAGGGAGACAUCUGCCUGUUGGACGGUUCAGUGUAUCAGAACGGAGAGACCUUCUUCCCCAGCUGCAAGUAUCAGUGCACCUGCAGGGACGGUCAGAUCACCUGCGUGCCGCGCUGCAACCUGGACGUGAUGCUGCCGGGCCCAGACUGCCCUCUACCCAGGAAGGUGGCGGUCCCAGGGGAGUGCUGUGAAAAGUGGGUAUGUGAGCCCCAACCAGAGGCCAGUGCCUUGGGAAGCUUCGCCAUGGCUGCCUACCGACAGGAGGAGACAGUGGGCUUUGACUCGUGGGACCCCAGUACUAACUGCAUAGAGCAGACUACGGAGUGGGGCGCCUGCUCUCGCACCUGUGGCAUGAGCAUCUCCACCCGGGUCACCAACAAGAACCCCCGCUGUGAGAUGGUCAAGCAGACGCGUCUGUGCAUCGUCAGGCCCUGCGACAAACAGCAGCAGAAGGAUGUUCCUAAGAGAGGAAGCAAGUGCCUGAGGAUGAAGAAGGCGGUGAAACCCAUCCGGUUCAGCUAUAAGAACUGCACCAGCGUGCUGACCUACAAGCCCCGGUACUGUGGUGUGUGUACGGACGGGCGUUGCUGCACCCCCCACAGCACCGAGACAGUGCAGGUGGAGUUCCAAUGUGCUCAGGGUAAAGCCAUCAAGAAACCCGUGAUGUUCAUCAACACCUGCGCCUGCCACUACCACUGUCCCAGAGACAACGUCGUACAUCGACCAUCAGACCUGGUCUACAGCGGUUACAGGUUAUAACGCUGUUACCACAGACACAACGACAGUUUCUCCUAUUCCUCCGUGACGGUAGUAUUGUACUGUAGUCGGGUGACUCUAUAUGUUCGUGACUCUAUAUGUUCUUGACAACAUCUCCCUGAAGGCGUAUGGUUGGUCUCAGGAGGGAGAAUCUCAAUUGCAUACUUAUCGCGUUCCUCUCUCCUCGCCUCCUUCUCAAAACCCAUUGGAUGAGAAAGCCAGAUGUUCCACCCCUCUGACAUUCUCCUCCAAUGGAUUUUGAGAAGGAGGCGAGGAGAGAGGGUGCGAGGAGAGAGGACGCGAGGAGUCAGCACUUAGCUACCUUUACAGAAUGGAUGAGCAUGCUUUCUGCAUCUGAUAUAACUGGAAACGUUGUGCUUUAGUGUAUCAUAACCACAGAGUUUUCCUUUUCUGCUUACUGCAAACGGCCUCAGUGAUCAUACACAGCUCCUGGGUCAGUUUUAAACAGCCUCUGACUCAAACGGCCCCAGGAGAUCAUACACAGCUCCUGGGUCAGUUUCAGACAGCCUCUAACUGUUCCAGAGGUAUUUCCGAAUUUUUUAUUUUUUUUAUUUUUAUUUUUAUUACCUUUAUUUAACCAGGCAAGUCAGUUAAGAACAAAUUCUUAUUUUCAAUGACGGCCUGGGAACAGUGGGUUAACUGCCUGAUCAGGGGCAGAACGACAGAUUUGUACCUUGUCAGCUCGGGGGUUUGAACUCGCAACCUUCCGGUUACUAGUCCAACGCUCUAACCACAAGGCUACCCUGCCUCCCCUUGCCUAACCACGAAAUAGCACUUGAAAUGAGGCUACCUACAAUCAUUUCAAGUGCAAUGUCUGCACGUCCAACAAUUCUCCAGCUGCACGUCACACAAAAAAAUGUCUGGUGAAAGCAACACCUGCUCGCUGUUGUAUUUGUUCUGGUGAAAACCUGUGUUUCUAACC